Messenger RNA from Endocarpon pusillum Z07020, 393 nucleotides. RefSeq lists its product as uncharacterized. The record is from RefSeq and is a predicted model, not a curated record. Gene Ontology annotation, molecular function: acyltransferase activity, transferring groups other than amino-acyl groups. The transcript is spliced from 2 exons. The coding region runs from base 1 to 393 and encodes 130 amino acids. NCBI's taxonomy places the organism in Eukaryota, Fungi, Ascomycota, Eurotiomycetes, Verrucariales, Verrucariaceae.
AUGCUGGAUGCAUGUACCACGUCCGUCGAGCAGUGGUCUCCCCCCCAAAAGUACGUCCGACGCGAUGCCGACUUCAAACACCUAGAGGCUCUUGGAGAAGCGUCGAAAGCGAUUGGGAAGAAAUACUGGUCCAAAGUCACCGAGCUUUGGAAUCUCGGGUUGAUUGUCACAGAUCGACAUUUCCGCCGCCGAGGUGCCACUACCGAAAUGAUCAAGCGCGGAUGUGCAAGGGCGGACGAAGAGCACCUUCGUUGCCGCGUGGAGGCCAGUCCCGUGGGGAGACUAGUAUACGCAUCCUAUGGCUUCAAGGAGCUCGGUACCUGGGAUGUCAAGCUUCAACGUGAUCCAGCGUCACUGCAUAUGUGGUGCAUGGGUCGAGACGCAAAGUAUUAA